Molecule: messenger RNA, 822 nt
Organism: Pyrenophora tritici-repentis Pt-1C-BFP
Lineage: Eukaryota; Fungi; Ascomycota; Dothideomycetes; Pleosporales; Pleosporaceae
Source: RefSeq, a predicted model, not a curated record
AUGGCGACCGCCACCCAGCGAGCCGAGGAAGCGGAUAGCGUCGUGGGCGAAGUGACGCUCGGCCAGAAGAUGAUGUCUGCCGUCUCGGGCAGUGUCCUCACAUCGUUACUAGCGGGAGCGACGGCCCGCGUACUUGCUGCAAUAGCCGUAAGCCCAAUCGAAAUGUUCCGGACACGCAUGCAGGCUGCGAAUCACACGGCCACGGCAGCUGGCCACUUCCGCGAGACUAUGGACGGUCUACGAGACAUGGUCGCAAACCAGGGUGUUUUCAGUCUAUGGCGAGGUCUUACCCUGACCCUUUGGCGCGAUGUGCCCUUUUCCGCCAUCUACUGGUGGGGCUACGAAGAGACGAGGAAUGUCUUGACCGAUCAAAGAGGUAGAAGAGAAGCAAGAAACGAUGGCUUCGAGUUCCGUAUGGGCCGAGGCGAAGAAAAGGUACGAAGGAGAAGCCGAUCUAGGAGCCAGGAGAACCACAGAGAUACACUUGUCGACAGCUUUAUCGCUGGUGCCACAUCUGGAGCAGUCGCUGCUUUCGUCACAACGCCAUUCGAUGUCGGAAAGACCCGUCAACAAGUAGCAAGACACAUGGGCGAGACUGCCAAGGACAUUGCUAAGUCCACUCGCCCCGAAGACCAGUCAAUGCCCCGCUUUUUGAUGCAUAUCUACCGUGAACAGGGCAUGCCUGGACUUUUCAAGGGCUGGGCAGCAAGAUGUCUGAAGAUCGCACCAGCAUGCGCCAUUAUGAUCAGUUGCUAUGAGUUCAGCAAGAAGAUGGCUCUGGACAUGAACGAACGACGUGAACGCGAACGACAUUCGACAUGA